CAGACGUCACGUACACAUCCGGGGUAUUUGGUGACGUCACAAAACUGCGACCUGAGAGCGGUCUGAUGCACUCUGGCUACGUUUUCGAAUGUAUUGAUUUUAAGCCAUAUAAGUGUGGUUUUGUAUAGUUUAGUACCAAAAUAGACGAAACGAGUAUUUAAAAUAAAGGAAGUGGGCUGAGGAGAUGUGACUCACGUCAACCUUCUUCCUUUUCGGACGCGAUGGACUUCACGGAGUGCUACGUGGACACUGUGUCCAGCGUGGCCGCCGCCGCUCGUGUGGGCUGCAGGAGGCGCCUGAGGAGGCUCAUCCGUGAGGGUCGCAGCGUGGACUGUCCGGAUAACCGAGGCUGGACGGCGCUGCAUGAGGCGGCCGCAUCCGGCAGCGUGGGCUGCCUGAAGGAAAUUCUGUCUGCCGCCUCAGUGACUGGCGGCUCAUCCUGGGACAUCCGGUCCUUCGUCAACUCUGCCACCCACGAGGGAGAGUCGGCGUGUCACCUGGCGGCGCGGUGCGGCUGCCUGCCGGCGGUCCGCAUCCUCGUGAGAGCCGGCGCCGACGUCAACCAGUGCACCAAUGACCUGUCCUGUCCCCUCUACGCAGGUAAAACAGCAGGUGCGCCUUCACAACAUUGUGUGUUUGGAGCGUGGGCUCACCGCCGCUGUCGUCCCGCAGCGGUCAGCGGCGACCACAAGGAUGUGGUGCAGCUGCUGCUGGCCAAAGGCGCCGAGGUCAACGGCACGCACACGGCUUCCUGUUGGACCUGCCUUCAUCAGGCCGUGUAUCAGGGUCACACCGCAGUGGUGCGCAUCCUGGCACGCGUGGCCGACCUGGAGGCACGCGACGACAACAGAGUCACGCCUCUCUUCCUGGCGGCGCAGUACGGACGGCGAGAAUGUCUGAAGGUCCUCGUGGACGCCGGCGCAGACGUGAACGCGCAGGCCGCCGACCUGGCCACGCCUCUGCUGCUGGCGUCUCAGGAGGGUCAUACGGCCUGCGUGGAUGUCCUGUUGGGUCAUGGCGCCGACCCGAACAUCGCCUGCAGUCAGGAGUGGCCCCAACUCCCCAUUCACGCCGCCGCACAGUUCGGCCAUCGCGAGAUCCUUCGGAGACUCAUACCCCUCACAGAGCGCGCCUGCGACCGCGGCGAGGGCAUGGUGAGUCCGCUCUACUUGGCGGCGGAAGCCGAUCAGGAGGAGAGCGCCAGGCUGCUUCUGAGCGAAGGCUUCAGCCCCGACGGCCAAGACUGCACCCGCCUCCUGGGCUUCCGCUCCCCGCUACACGCCGCCCUGCAAAGCGAUGCCCUGGUUCCUCCCACGAAGGUGACCACCGUGCUACUGGAGGCAGGCGCCCGUCUGAGUGAGGACGAGUGGGGUCACGUCCUGCGUCCGUCCAACAUGCCGCUCCUGGAGGCGGUGCUCUUCCUCAGGCCCAUCCCGCCUCCGUGGCAGCCAAGCGACGACUCGGCGGGGGCGCGGCACCGGCGCCACAUGGCACUGAGACGACAGGAGCUGGGGGACAUGUUGGCGGUGGCGCUGCGUCACAUCCAGGAUGCACGCUACUGGCUCCCCCGUCUGCUGAAGGCGGGACUUGAACCUGCGUCGCUGCUGCAGCCGUGCAUGCUGGAGAACGCCGCCAGUGAUGUCGUGAAUUAUCUCCUCCACUUUGCCAACUGGUCCACUUUGUCGACCUCCUUGAAGGUCAUCCUGUGUGGGAGACGGGCUGAGGAGACGUGGAGGCCCGACCCGCUCUUUGACUCCACCCCCAGCCUCGCUCACCUGUGCCGCCUGCGGGUCCGAUUGCUGAUGGGACCCCACCUCGUCACGGGGACCGACCGCGUCCGGCAACUCCCCGUCCCCCCCCGCCUUCAUCUCUUCCUCCGCUUCCGUGACAUUCCCGAGCCCUCCGUCCAAGUCGACGUUUAGAUGUCAGAGCAGACCCACAUGUUGGUGACCAAUCAAUGUACUCGAAGAUGUCCAUCAGUAGUGGUCUUUAAUAUCUGCUCUAUUUACAGUAUUCACAAGCAGUCCUCACACCAGUUAUCAAAAAUAGCAUUUGAGUUCACCUUGUAUGAGGAAACAUGCGCGUGGGCGUCACAAAGGCACAGUGAUGGUAGCCAUGGUGACGAGAUCACAUGACUGAAAAGAUGCAACGCUGUGUUCAAAUGCAUGCACAGAAUGGACCACGACGCUUCAAGUAGGAUCCUUUGGGUGGACUUUCACCCUGCAGCUCGGCACCUUCUACCCAGAUUGUCCGUCCUCCUUAGUCUCCGGGCCGGGCGCCGCCCUUGAUGGCGCCGCUCGCCGGAGUCUCGCCACACGUGUCCCUUCCCUCGCAAAAAGAAGCCAAAGUGGGAGCGAAAAAAAGAUGCUAGCGCUAUGACUGAAACCAGCCUGGUCCGUGAUGGCGCAGGAAUGCUUGCCGAGGGGGUGGGAUGGGUGGGGGUGGCGGGGGUUCUACACGCUCUGGAAGAGGUUUCACUUGGCCACCCUGUAGUUGCUCAGGUCCAGGGGUUCUCUGCUGGGGAUGCACCAGUCGUCUGCUUCCUGGCUGACUUUGUAGUUCCUUAGGGCCGUCUUGUUGUACACUGGCAGCCUCUCCACCGAGUCUGUCGACAGCGCCUGGGGGGGGGACCAUACACAUGGAACACCUGUCACGGAACCCUAAGUCCAACCCCUAACCUUAACACGGAAGUACGUCUGUCAUGUUACGCUAACCUUAACACAGAACUAAUAGCCCUUCGUUCAUCCCUAGCCCACAACCCUAACACAGAGUUAAUCCUAGCCCUAACUGUAACCCAAAACCCUAACCUGGAACUAAUGGCCCGUUUGCGGUCUUAUCGGGUGCGGAGCGUGUGUCUUGGUCCCACCUUCAAGUAGAUGACGGCGUCGGUGCCGUGGCCUUCCAUGGAGAAGAGCUGCAGGUCGCCCUGGAAGUACUUGGCGUAGAGACGCGAGAUGGGCAGCCCAUAACCGAAGCCGGCCUGCAGACCCAGACACAAAUGAUCAUGAAAACCUGCCCCCUGGUGACUGCGCAUGGCAUUGCAGCAGUCUGAUUGAUGGUCUUGCUUCUAAUCAUACUAUAAAGCAGAGGCGUAAAUCUAAGGGGGACACUUGUUGGGACAUGGCGCUGAAUAUAUUAAAAACAAAUACUACGACUAGACUAUUCUGCAUGCUGAACAGAACCACACCCUCUCAUUCACUCACCAGUGGAGGCCGAAUGUGUUCUCCAAUCUGCGGUGCCGGGGCGGUAGAGUACAUGUAGCUGAAGAGGUUCUCGAUCUUCCGGAAGGGAACCCCUCCUCCCUUGUCACUCACCUGGCGGGAAAAAAGAGUGGGAAUGUGAGAAAUCUUGUCAUCAUUUGCAUAAAUUAUUUUAUAUGUAGUUUUAAAAUCAUUAAUAAAAUCAUUAAUUUUUAAAAGGAGUAAAUUAGAUCAAUUUUAUUUAUUCAAUUAUGUAAUUUAAACAGCGCAACACCUGUAAAAAAAGAUUGGGAAAAGCGUGUUCCCCUUUCAUGGGACUGGUGACUGGAGCUUGUCAUUCCAACUGCGUACAGCAGAUGGCAGCAUAACGCUGCCGCUUAGCACAGCUCAUCAUUGCUGCAUAGAACCAGUCCAUCAUGUGGACAUUAUCUUUCAAAUAUAUUAUUGCUGUUGAUUUAUUUUACAUGUAUCUUUAACAUUUAUAUCUUAAUCAUUAU
Molecule: messenger RNA, 3697 nt
Organism: Doryrhamphus excisus (bluestripe pipefish)
Lineage: Eukaryota; Metazoa; Chordata; Actinopteri; Syngnathiformes; Syngnathidae
Gene: asb3
Product: ankyrin repeat and SOCS box containing 3
Biological process (GO): intracellular signal transduction
Cellular component (GO): cytoplasm
Molecular function (GO): protein binding
Source: RefSeq, a predicted model, not a curated record